AUGGAUAUCGUGGCUAUGAAAGAAAAUAUGGAGAAGAUGCAACUAGCCUUUUGUAAGGCUCAAGGGAUGGAUGAUUGUCUCUACAACAUGAGUGGAUUGAGUUCCAAAACCCUUAUCGCUUUGCCUCCCAAGUUCAAGAUUUUCGAUGCAAAAAUGUUUAACGGGACUGGGGAUCCUAAGCAACAUGUUAUGAGAUAUAUAAGCAUUACCGAAAUGAAAGGGUUGGAUGAGAAGCAAACUAUACAUGCAUUCCAUCUUUCACUCAUGGGAGGUGCAUCGAAAUGGUACUAUAGCUUGGAUCCAAGCAAGACCAAAGAUUGGAAUGAGCUAGUGGAACUAUUUGUGGAUCAAUUCAUAUUCAAUACCAUGAUUGAUGUAAAUUUGAGAGAUUUGGAGACCAUUAAACAUGGAGUCGAGGAGACUUUCUCCGAAUACAUGACGAGGUGGAAAGGGAAAGCAUCCAAAAUGGUUAAUAGACCAAAUGAGAAGGACCAAACCAACAUGAUUAUCAAGAACUUGCUUCCCGCAUACAAUAGUAGGCUUUUGUCAUGGCCUAUUAGUUCUUUGGAGAGUUAUGUGAUUGUGGGACUAGAAUUGAAGCUACCAUCAAUAAUGGACAAUUGGAUAAAGGGGGGAGCAAGCCUCCAAUCAAGAAGACAUAUAGGGGAGGGGCAACAACCUCUAAAGCACCCAAUCCCAUAA
Messenger RNA from Quercus robur (English oak), 702 nucleotides. RefSeq lists its product as uncharacterized. The record is from RefSeq and is a predicted model, not a curated record. NCBI's taxonomy places the organism in Eukaryota, Viridiplantae, Streptophyta, Magnoliopsida, Fagales, Fagaceae. The coding region runs from base 1 to 702 and encodes 233 amino acids. The transcript has a single exon.